Messenger RNA from Phragmites australis (common reed), 1949 nucleotides. Its product is annotated as zinc-finger homeodomain protein 7-like. Gene Ontology annotation, molecular function: transcription cis-regulatory region binding; DNA-binding transcription factor activity. Lineage: Eukaryota; Viridiplantae; Streptophyta; Magnoliopsida; Poales; Poaceae. Bases 567 to 1805 code for a protein of 412 amino acids. The transcript has a single exon. Gene Ontology annotation, cellular component: nucleus. Gene Ontology annotation, biological process: regulation of developmental process; regulation of DNA-templated transcription. The record is from RefSeq and is a predicted model, not a curated record.
UCACCAUUGCGUAGUGGUAGACUCCUUCAAACAUACACAUCCUAGCCACUUUCUCUCUCCUGUCACCUCCUCCUCCCUCUUCCCCUUUCUCGCUCCUCUUCGUUUCUCCCUCUCCCUCCUCUUCGUUUCUCCCUCUCCCUCCUCUUCUUGGCCUGUUCUUUUAGGGUGCAUCAUAGAUGGAUGAUGGAUAGAUAAGAUGGAUAUGUUGUGUUCUCCUAGCUAGCUCUCUCUCGAGGAAACAUUCCCCACUUUGUGCCAAUUUUGUUUUUGUUAUUGCUAUUGAGAUUUUUAUCACUAAAUUAAACCAACCAUGGUACUUCUUCUUCUACCAUACCCCUCCUUUGUUAUCUAGCCUAGCUUAACCAAGCAAUAUAAUCCAUCCCCAUCUUCUCCUUCCCCUUGAGGCCAACGUCAUCUCCCUAUUUCUUUUCCCCAAAACCUACAAGUAGAGCACACCACCACCAACACAGCCUUAAGAAAAAGCAUGGAGAAAGAAUCAUUUUCCUAACAAGAUCACCAAACCCUCCAAGCUAGCUCAACCCCAACCUAGCUAGGUAGACGAAGCCAUGGAGUACAAGAGAUCAUCGCAUGUGGAGGAGGAGGAAGAGGAGGAGGAGGAGGAAGACGAGGAGGAAGAAGAGGAAGAGGAAGAGGAGGAGGAGGAGAAAGGGGGCCAUCACUACACCACUGCAGCAGCUGCACCCGUAGGUGCUCCGCAGCAGCAGGUGCGCAGCCAAGCUCUUGGCCUUGGCUCGUCUUCCUCGCACUCCUCCAUGAUGGAUUCUGCCGCCUUCUCGAGGCCCCUCCUGCCUCCCAACUCCUCCCUCGUCUCGCAGCCGCCGCUGCUCCCUCCCGGCUUCCUGCCGCCUCACCGCCAGCCCCAGCACCACCCGAGAAGGGCGGAGAGGGAGAGGGAGAGAGCUGGGAGCACCCAGCACCAGCUCCGGGAACAGGCGAAGAAUGGCGUUCUUGGCGGUGGCAGUGGCACCCCGCCCCAGCUGGCCUCUACGCUCGGCCUCACAACUGGCGGCGGCGCCGUGGGGGCGGAGACGGCGCAGUGGAGGUACCGGGAGUGCCUGCGGAACCACGCGGCUCGGCUGGGCGCGCACGUGCUCGACGGAUGCUGCGAGUUCAUGCCGUCCGCGGACGACGGGGCCGCCGCGCUGGCAUGCGCCGCCUGCGGCUGCCACCGCAGCUUCCACCGCCGCGAGGCGGUUCCCGGAGUUGCUGCCGCAGCGGCGGCGUCCCCCUCGGCGACGACCCACACCGGCGCUAACGCCAACUCCUCCCGUGUCAUGCCUCUCCUCCUGGCCCCGCCGCACAUGCGGACGCGCCCGCACGUACCCGCUUCCCCGUCGUCCGCUCCCGCCGCCCUGACCGAGUCCUCGAGCGAGGAGCUGCGCGGCCCCGCGCCCGCGCACCCGCCCUACGCGCAGGUGGCCAUUGGGUCGGCCUCCGCUACCCCGGCGCCGAGCAAGAAGCGGUUCCGGACCAAGUUCACGGUGGAGCAGAAGCAGCGGAUGCAGGAGUUCGCGCACCGCGUCGGGUGGCGCAUCCACAAGCCCGACGCCGACGCCGUCGACACCUUCUGCGCGCAGGUCGGCGUCUCCCGGCGCGUCCUCAAGGUGUGGAUGCACAACAACAAGCACCUCGCCAAGAUCCCGCCCACGUCCCCGUCCUCGCCGCCGCCACCGCACCACCAUGACCACCACCACCCCCCUCAUCCACCUCACCACCACCACCACCCUCCACCUCCUCCUCCUCACCACAACCAGCCGCCGCCGCCGCAGCACCAUGAUGCAUGAAUAACUGGGUAGCAGCAGUGCAAUGCGAGAGGAUGCAUUAGCUUAUUACCUUCUUUCUUUAUCCUUCUUCUUCCCUUGUAAUUUCAGUGACAUCCUGGUUGUCUUGUCAAGAAGUUAACUACUCAUGCAUCAGUUUAGGAGGCA